UGUGUUGGCAACAUUGAAUAUUAAUUUUUCGCUAUUUCUAUUGAAAGUGAGAUUUCCGUGGUGUUUUUCGCGAUGAAUAUUUAGAUAUGUUUCGUUCAAUAUAAUCAUUAAAUUGCUUUAAUUAGGUUUAAAAUCAAAGAUAAUCAAAAUACCAUUACGUAUUUCAUACUUACUAGUGUAUUUAGUUCGUGCUCUCGGUACGGUCUGCAAAUUGCCAUAGGUUAUGUUAUGCCCUCUUCCUUUGCAGGUUAACCACCACCAGCAUGGAUCCGAACAUCUAUGCAUUAGUUCUGGACACCCUCAACAGGGCCACUAGUCAGGAUCCAGAAGUACUGAAGCCAGCCGAGAAGAAGCUUCAAGAAUGGGAGAUAGAGCCUGGCUACUAUUCUGUGCUUUUGAAUGUUUUGUCAAACCAUUCGAUCGACUUAAACGUAAGAUGGCUGGCGGUGAUGUGCUUCAAGAAUGGUGUAGAUAGAUAUUGGAGACGGAAUGCGCCUAACGCAAUCACAGACGAAGAGAAACAGAAGUUACGACAGGGGUUACUCACAACUAAUAUAUUCGGAGAGCCAAUCGCACAGAUAGCUACACAACAAGCUGUUUUGAUCUCUAAAGUAGCUAGGUUUGACUGUCCAAACCAUUGGCCCAGUCUGGUACCAGAGAUUGUAGGUGCAUUGAAAGCACCACAGCCCCUAGUCCAGCACAGAUCUUUGCUGAUCUUCCACCAUGUCGUUAAGGCAUUGGCUUCUAAGAGGUUGUUGGAGGACCAGAUGACUUUCCAGGAACUAACAAACUCAGUAUACUCCUUUGUUCUGAACCUGUGGCAUGAGAACACUGAACUGUUCCUGCGUCACAUCCAAGAAGGAGCGGCGACUGAAUUAAUAACAGAACAUCUGGAGAAAGCAUUGUUGUGUCUGAGGAUAUUGAGGAAACUCACCGUGUUCGGGUUUAAGAAACCACAUGAGAGUCAGGAUGCCAGUGCGUUCUUGAAUGUAGUGUUCGAUCGGGCCAAGACCAGUUUGGAAUGCAGAAAACUUCUCAAAGGCCGCGGCAUAUACCCACUAGAAUUAUGCGAAAAAUUCAUAAUUCACCUCACGAAAGUAGCUCUAGGUGUUCUGUGCACACAUCCAUUCUCCUAUGUGCCUCUUAUUAGACCGUCUCUGGAGUUCGCUUUGUACUACUGCUUUACUGAGCAAGGCAUGGCGUUGACAUACGAGAGGUUCACCAUACAGUGCCUGAACAUAGUAAAGGGAAUAUUGCAGUGCACUGAAUAUAAGUUACCGAAGAAGACAGAACAAACUACAGACCCUAUGACGAUUCAAGCUUACGAGACGAAAAUGGAGGUGCUGGACGAGAACACAGCCUGCCACAUGUGCAGGCACCUUGUGACGCACUACUUCCUGCUCAGCGCUGAUGAUCUCGCGCUGUGGGACGCGGAGCCGGAGAGCUUCGCCACCGAUGAGUCCGGCGAGUCGUGGAAGUACAGUCUUAGGCCAUGCACAGAAGCCCUGUUUAUGAGACUGAUCAGGUUCCGCAAGGUCUUAUCCACCGAGCUGGUCCGAAUGUUGGCUUCCCUGCAGCAGCAACAGAUAUCGCCCGAUGAUCUGCCUGGUAUACUCAAGAAAGACGCCAUUUACAACGCUGUUGGUUUGGCAGCAUUCAAUUUGUAUGACCAUGUCGAUUUCGACGAAUGGUUCACGAAUGUUCUAAGUCAAGAGUUGAAAAUACAAGACAAUAAUUACAGGAUUAUCAGGCGGCGUGUUUGUCAGUUAGUGGGUCAGUGGUGCGGCGUGCGCGCAUCGAAGUCGUUGCGGCCGGCGAUGUACUCGGCGCUGCUGGAGCCGCUCACGCGCGCGCGCGAGGACGCCGCCGUCAAACUCGCCGCCGCCGAGGCUCUGCGCACCACCAUCGACGACUUCAACUUCGACAUCGACCAGUUUGCGCCGUACGCCUCGCUCGCUAUAUCUGCGCUCUAUGAUCUCCUGGUGUCGAGCGAGGAGUGCGAGACGAAGAUGCGCGUGCUGGUGGUGGUGUCGGGCGUGACGGAGCAGUGCGGCGCGGCGGCGCGGGCGGAGGCGCGCGCGGUGCUGGGCUGGCUGCCGCGGCUCUGGGCGCACGCCGCCGACCACCAGCACCACAUGCUGCGCGCCGCCGCGCUCUCCACCAUCGUGCAUCUGCUCAAGGCGAUAGGCGAGUGUUCGGCCGACGUUCGACCGUGGAUCCUGAGCAUAGUGAACGAGUCGACCACACUCUCGGAGCCGGCGCACGUGUACUUACUGGAGGACGCGUUGGAGCUGUGGCUUGCGAUACUGGAGACCACGCAGGUGGCAGACCCGGCCACGUUGCAGCUGGCUGAUAAUCUAUAUCCUAUUUUGGAACAAUCAUCAGAGCACCUACGCAUCGUAGUUCACAUAAUGCAAGCGUACACACUCCUAUGCCCCGAAGAGUUCCUAUCCGCCGCCGGUGGUAAAUGCGUGGCGUUGCUCGAAGACAUGCUAAGCGACAUGCGAACGGAGGGUAUCAUCACAGUCAUGCGAAUGGCGGAGAUCUGCAUCAGCGUGACGUUCCCGGAGAGGAACGCGUUCCUUGGAGUUAAAGUCAUAUGGCCGAUAUUGAUUCGGGUUGUAAGGAGUUUACUAGAAGGCGAGGACAUGCCUCUGGUCCUGUCAGUGCAAUUAUGUCUCCUGUCUCGUGUGAUACUGCUCUCAACGGAUUUCUUCUACAAGGCGGUGCAGGAGGCUGCCAACGGGCUGACCCAGUACGACUCGGACCCUGAAAAAGUGCUGAACAAAGUGUUGCAAGUGUGGACUGAGAAAAUGAACCUUGUGACGCAGGUGGAAAGGUCAAAAGUUGUGGGUUUGGGUCUCGCGUCGUUACUGACUACACAGAACGCGGCGGUGUUGCAGAGGUUUCCCGCCAUACUCCUCAAUUUGACUGAAGUUCUCAACAAUGUGAUGAUCACGCCGUAUGCCGGGCUGUACGUAGAUGGGUUGGUGCCGGCGGCGCUGUCGCGGCCCGCGUCCCCGGAGCCCGGCGGCGGCGCGGGCGGCGGUGCAGGCGGCGGCGGCACGGGCAGCGGCUCCCUGCACGAGCUGCGCAAGCUGCGUCUGGCGCUCACGCACCCCGCGCACACCAUCGACCUCAGCGCCUACACGCACCACCAGUUGGAAACGUUAAAGAAUCAAGUUGGCGCGGAGACGUUCGAGCGACUGUUGCAGAGCACCGACCAGGAGACGUUGCAACAGAUAAGAGAGUAUAUACCGCUCUAAAUCUAGUUGUUAUGUUUAUAUAUUUAUAAGAUAAUUUAAGUACAUUGUUGAGAGAAAUGUUGAAGAGGGAGGGGAGAGUUUGACGUGAUCUGCCACUAGAUGGCGUUGUUACGUUCAAAUAUUUUUUGGUGAAUAUGAUUUUAAAUAUUUUAGGUAUGUAAAAUAUAUUUUUAUUUCGCUGUGCGUAAUACAGUAAUGGUUUUAUAUAAAUAAAAUGGAUGUUAUGAUUCAUCAAUUUCGAUCAAAUUCAAGAACAGAAAUUAUAUUGAUGUUAAUUUUUCACUUUAUUUUAGGUAUUCCUUGGGAAAGGUUAAAGUUUCUAUCAAAUUUGCUAACAUCCUGUAUUUUUUUUAACACAGUGGACCUAUAUGUCUUAUAAAAUUAGCUAUUGAUUUGCCAACCAGACAAAUAUUAAUGGCUAAUAUUUGUAAAGGCCUGGGUGGAAUUAAACUAUAUUUAGAUAGACUUCGAAAAGAGACGGAGUUUCUCAAUUCGACUGUAUUUUUUAUCUUCUUUGUUUGUUAACUCAGAACUUUGACUGGGUGAAUCGAUUUCAAUGAUUCUUUUUUUAUUUCAAAGCUGAUGCUUCCCGUCGGGUCCGAUAUAAACUUGACUUCGGAGAUAAAAAAAAACUCUUGAAAUGAUGACGUCAUAUACUUUCCGAUAAUUACGCCAUAUUUUUAACUGGAUAUAAGUAUGUAUUCAUACAUCUGAAAUGUUUGAAUAUCAUUAACGCACUAGUGUAGAUCACAAACAUCCCCUCCAUAUUAUUUCCAUAUAAUAAUGUACUAAGAUAUUAAUAAAUUAUUAUAUACCUUUGCUUUUUCCAAUCCCAUCGUAUUAAUCAAUGUUCGAGUCAUUGUUUAUAUUUGUACAUUUUGUAUUGCUUAUAUAUAAUUAAAUGAUUUCUCGCUUACACAUGAAUAAAAAAAUUGUAAAGUUAAUAGAUGUUAAAUAAGCAAAACUGUAAAAAACAUUAAAGAUUUUGACUAUGAAAAUUUGUCUACGUUGUUUCUUCGGUGAUCUAAAUUUUGCCGUCUAGUCUAUUUACGAAUAUGGCCAAAAUAUUAUUAUUGGUAAUUGAAAGUUAGGUAAAUUUAAUUGUAAUUAAAGCAAGAAUUAAAUGCGAGUAACAUGACG
Manduca sexta (tobacco hornworm) is the source of this 4406-nucleotide messenger RNA. RefSeq names its product importin-11 (gene Impbeta11). Lineage: Eukaryota; Metazoa; Arthropoda; Insecta; Lepidoptera; Sphingidae. The transcript has 17 exons. Gene Ontology annotation, cellular component: nuclear envelope; cytosol. The record is from RefSeq and is a predicted model, not a curated record. Gene Ontology annotation, biological process: protein import into nucleus. Gene Ontology annotation, molecular function: small GTPase binding. The coding region runs from base 264 to 3266 and encodes 1000 amino acids.